Messenger RNA from Eutrema salsugineum, 714 nucleotides. RefSeq lists its product as uncharacterized. The transcript has 5 exons. Gene Ontology annotation, biological process: rRNA base methylation. Bases 1 to 579 code for a protein of 192 amino acids. Lineage: Eukaryota; Viridiplantae; Streptophyta; Magnoliopsida; Brassicales; Brassicaceae. The record is from RefSeq and is a predicted model, not a curated record. Gene Ontology annotation, molecular function: rRNA (uridine-N3-)-methyltransferase activity.
AUGAUAGUGUCAAAAGAAAUUUUGCUCCCGCCCGGUGAUCUUUGCCCAGAUCCGCCAUGGCUACUGUUUCCCGAUUUGCCGAGUCUUGUUCGGUCAUGGCUUCCACCUUCAAGCUUCAAGGCGUUCGCUUCUGCUUCUUCGUCUCCUCCGUCGGAUUUGGACCUCCGGAAUCAAUCUCGCGGUGGUCUCCCUCGCUUCUUCUCCGAUGAUCUUCCUCCUCGCAAGGCACGCCUUCUUCUUUUUCUCCCCUUGUUGGAGAGGAUUCUUUGUCAAAUGGUACUGAACCCUCCAAUCAAAUUUGGUACCCUCUUGGAUCAUAUUUCCAAGUCAAAGUUAUGUUUGGUUGCUACAGCCGAAGCUACACCUCUUCUCAAUGCAGUAAAAUCCCCAGCAAAAGAAUCCAGCCGACUAUUAAUCGUUGGACCGGAAGGCGACUUCACGAAAAAAGAGGUGGAGUUGAUGUUGGAAGUAGGUGGCACAGCGGUUGGACUCGGGCCACACCGGUUGAGAGUUGAGACUGCAACCAUUGCUCUUCUGGAAACUCUAGUGAUGUGGUCUGACUCUCAAGAGACGGUCUAAAUUGUGGCUGGGCUUAAGCGUUUAUCUUGCCUUUGUGGCUCUGUCUCUGAGAUUUUGGUUGAGUAAGGUCAGUGGAAUUCAAAAAAAAAAAAGCAUAUAGAAAGGUUAUUGUUUAUUAUAUCCAUGGAAGCUUAA